This is a messenger RNA of Pseudocercospora fijiensis CIRAD86, 1206 nucleotides long. RefSeq lists its product as uncharacterized. The coding region runs from base 1 to 1206 and encodes 401 amino acids. The transcript is spliced from 2 exons. NCBI's taxonomy places the organism in Eukaryota, Fungi, Ascomycota, Dothideomycetes, Mycosphaerellales, Mycosphaerellaceae. The record is from RefSeq and is a predicted model, not a curated record.
AUGGACGACUUCGAUCGGAAAUUACAUCAAGCAACCAAGGACGGCGUACUGCCAGGCACGUGCAUCUUGGCAGCAGACAAAAAUGAACCACAAGUCACAAAGCCCUUCGGUCCAGAUACAGUCUGCUGGAUCGCAUCCAUGACAAAACUCCUAACAACAAUCUGCGUAAUUAAAUGCGUCGAAGAUAAACUCUUAAAUCUCGACGACAACGUCUCCGAAACCUACCUUCCAGAAUUCAAAGACAUCCAGGUAUUAGAACGCAUGGAAGAGGACUCAAAUGGCGAAUCAAAACCUAUUCUCCGCCCAGCAAAAGGCAAAAUCACUCUACGCUCCCUCUUGACGCAUUCCAGUGGGAUUUCCUACGAGUUUAUGCAUGCGAGACUCUUCGCUUGGAGGCAAUGGCAUAAUCAAGAUUUGAAAAAACGAGGGAUUGAGAAGAGCCAUGAAGACCGCACGGAAGUCUCUCACGCUUAUCGCGUCCCUUUAGUUUUCGAUCCGGAAACGAGUUGGACGUAUGGGUAUGGAAUCGACUGGGCAGGUGUAGCGGUCGAACGCGCGACGAAAUCUCCGCUCGAGGAAUUCAUGAGGCAGAAGAUUUUCUACCCACUCGACCUGAACGAUACGACAUUCGAGCCCGCGAAUCAUCCUCAUCUGACCUCUCGCAUCGCGGGUAUGAUCGUCCGAGACGAAGAGGGAAACCUCGUCCCACAAACCCAAACAUCUGCGACUUCCCCCAUCGGCGGAGUUCGACAUGCUGGUGGAGGUGGUUUGGCUUCUACCCCAUCCGAUUACAUCAAAAUCCUCGUCUCCCUUCUCCGAAACGAUUCCCUCCUCCUCCGUCCCUCAACCGUCGAUCACAUGUUCACCCCGCAACUCAAGAAUCCCGCACAUUUGCAGAAAAUGCAUGCGAAUCCUGAGGCGUUUGGGUUGGCGGGGAAUAUUCCGGUCGAGACGAAAGUGGAUUUCGGGUUGGGGGGCAUUUUGAAUUUGGAGGGGAUGGGGAAUUGUGGGAGGAAAGAGGGAGGGAUGCAGUGGGGUGGGUAUCCGAAUUUGUUUUGGUGGAUUAAUCGAACGGAAGGGAUUUGUGGGUGUUAUUUUACGCAGUUGGUUCCGCCUGGGGAUCCACAGGCUUUUGGCAUGUAUGUUGAGUUUGAGAAGGCGGUUAAUGAGACGUUUGGGCGGAAUGGGAGUGGGGCGAAGUUGUAG